CUGGAGGCAGCCAUCCGAAACGUAGGAGUAAAAGGGCUUUUCGACUAUAACAUCAGUCAGCUAGCCGCCUAUACGGAUGAUAUCGUUAUCAUAAACGGGUCUCAAAGCAGUAUGAUCAGACACACCACAACUCUCCAGAUGGAAGCGGCAAAGUAUGUAUUGAUGGUUAACGCAAGCAAAACGAAGUACCUUAAUAGCACGCGCAACCCUCGUCCACUACAGGAUGUCACCAUUGGAGAUGAUACAAUUGAAGGAGUCAGCAGCUUUAAGUACCUGGGGCCGAUACUGUCCAACCGUAAUAAGGUUGGAGUUGAGGUGAAUGCCAGAAUCAUGGCUGGCAAUAGAUGCUUUUACUCUCUCAGCAAACUUUUCCGAUCAAAAUAUCUUAGUGCAAAAUCCAAGCUGUCUAUCUAUAAGACCAUAAUACGCCCCGUCACCACCUAUGGGUAUGAAGCAUGGUCACUGAGUUCUGCGCAAAGUGUUUGGGCCGGUGAAACACGCAGACGGUGA
Molecule: messenger RNA, 510 nt
Organism: Danaus chrysippus (African queen)
Lineage: Eukaryota; Metazoa; Arthropoda; Insecta; Lepidoptera; Nymphalidae
Source: the annotation of a GenBank genome assembly